Messenger RNA from Caenorhabditis remanei, 330 nucleotides. RefSeq lists its product as uncharacterized. The transcript has 2 exons. Gene Ontology annotation, molecular function: hormone activity. Lineage: Eukaryota; Metazoa; Nematoda; Chromadorea; Rhabditida; Rhabditidae. The record is from RefSeq and is a predicted model, not a curated record. Gene Ontology annotation, cellular component: extracellular region. The coding region runs from base 1 to 330 and encodes 109 amino acids.
AUGGUCUCUCACGGCUCCAAGAUCUUGCUGGCUGUCCUCGUCUACUCUUGUGUCAUCUGGAUGGCAACGGCCGAGACGAACUCUACAGAGUGCUGCCCUUCGCCUUCCUUGUCAGCUUCGGACAAUUCGACGGAAUCAUCCCCCCACCCAGUCACUCCAACCACCACCCGCUCAGCCACUCAGAGAUGCGCCCACAGAAUCGUUAUGCAAGCAAUGAGCGUUUGUGGAGCUUCAUGCUCGAACGACCAGCAACUGUUCGACUCAUGUCUUUCCACCCGCACAGUCUCUGAUGAGGAGAUCAAGAAAAUCUGCUGUCCAGUUGAUGCUUAA